Lotus japonicus is the source of this 2219-nucleotide messenger RNA. RefSeq lists its product as uncharacterized. Gene Ontology annotation, cellular component: alpha DNA polymerase:primase complex. Bases 603 to 1913 code for a protein of 436 amino acids. The transcript is spliced from 21 exons. Lineage: Eukaryota; Viridiplantae; Streptophyta; Magnoliopsida; Fabales; Fabaceae. Gene Ontology annotation, biological process: DNA replication, synthesis of primer. The record is from RefSeq and is a predicted model, not a curated record.
GGGACUAGUUCAUAAAAACAAAAUUCUGAAACCCUAUUCUUUCACUUGCUCGAUUGUUCAUUGCUCACGCACGGCUUCACCACUUCCUUCACGCACGGCUUCACCUCUGCUCACCAUUGUUCAAUUGCUCCUUCCACCAAACCACCAAGCAGAAGCAGCUCACACAUACGACCUGUCGUCGGGACAUACAGAUUCGACCUCUGAAUCUGAUGAUGGAUUCCACUCUCUGAUGCUUUGCGUUUUUUUAAGCUAUGAUCCUCAUGAAAGAUUUUUCAUACACUUGGAUGCAACAUUCAUAGCCCAGUGGCAUUUUUUAGCAAGGAAUUGCCAGCUAGUUGCGACGUGUUAUAAGAACUCGUAGGCUGUGAUUGGAAUGAAGGAAUUGGGUUUGAGUCUUAAAAUGAAGCUAUUCGUGUUCUCAUUUUCCCGCCACAAAUGUUGAUGUUCCCGCCAUCUCACACCUCAUACAGAAGCCGCUCGCCGCUGCUUAAAUCCGCCGUCCGUCGCCGUUGGCCGUGUCAUCUGCAACAGUAUCUGUGCAUCCUAGAUCAUCACUCACUUCUCUCUUCAAUUCAACUACUUCAAGUUUGGAAUUCCAGUUGAUGCCCAAAAUGAUUACUGAUCAAGAACUUGACUUCAAUCCCAAUUAUCUCAAACUAUAUUACGGAAAGUUGUUUCCUUUCACUGAUAUAUUUAGAUGGAUGUCUUAUGGCAAUGAUGGGAAGCACCCUGGUUGUGAUUCAUCCUACUUUGGCCGAAGAGAGUUUUCAUUCACUCUGGAAAAUGAUAUUUAUCUGCGGUUCCAAUCUUUCAACAAUGCCCUUGAGCUCGAAAACUCCAUCAAAGAAAAGUCCCCAUUUAAGAUAGACAUUGGACCUGUCUACACUGUCGAUCCUGCAAAAAGGCAUGCCUAUGCACAGGGUGAUAAUAAAGUUUUCGCACCUGUUGAGAGAGAGUUGAUUUUUGAUAUAGAUAUGUCAGAUUAUGAUGAUGUUAGAUACUGCUGCUCUGGUGCGGAUGUUUGCUUGAACUGCUGGCCGUUGAUGACUAUAGCUAUCAAAGUGAUUGAUACGGCCUUGAGAGAUGACUUUGGUUUCAAGCACAUUCUCUGGGUCUAUAGUGGACGAAGAGGUGUUCAUUGCUGGGUUUGUGAUCGGAAGGCAAGAAGGUUGACUAAUGAGCAAAGAGCUGCUAUUGCUGACUAUUUUCGUGUCUACAAGGGCAAUGAAAAUACUCAUAAGAAGAUUUCUUUGACUGGCGCUGCUCUUCAUCCUUUCUUGGCAACAUCAUACACUAGCGUUCUCAAACAUUUCUUUGAGAAAAAUCUACUGACAAGUCAAAAUUUACUUGCUACUGAGGAGAGAUAUGAGAAGAUCCUUGACAUGAUUCCAGAUGAAUCUAUUGCUUCUGAACUUAGGGGAAAAUGGCAAGACAGUAGACGGUCCUCUAGUACAAAAGAAGACAUUAAUGUUGUGCGAUGGGAACAGUGCAAACAAUUGCUGCAAUCUGGAAAAAAUAAGCCACAAGGACUACGAAGGUGCGUUGAAGAGAUUGUGUUCUGCUAUACUUACCCCAGGCUAGAUAUGGAGGUUUCAAAACAUAUGAAUCAUUUGCUUAAAGCACCAUUCUGUGUACAUCCAAAAACAGGCCGUGUCUGUGUCCCUAUCGAUCCAAAUCGGUGUGAGGAGUUUGAUCCUACUACAGUUCCCACUCUUUCGCAGCUGCUAGAAGAGCUUAAUAAUGAAGGCUCGAAAGCUGAUGUUGAUGGUGAAGGGAAGGGAACUUCGCUUGGAAAUGACAUAACGUUCUUCAGAUCAUCAUUCUUACAGCCUUUACUUAAAGCUUGCAAGGAGGAGAUAGAAAGUUCCUAUAACUUAAAAUUGCAGCAGUCAAAGAAUUCCCUCGGUUGGUAGUGCCCCAUCACAUAUUCAUUGUUCAUGUAAGGAGCUUUUGGAAACAAUGGGGCCACUCCAGUUCAUACGAUCAAAGGAUGACAUGUUCAUGGUAUUUUAGAAUUACUAAGGCCUUUCCCAACAACUACAACCUCUCUAUUAACAUUUCAUUAGAGAAAGCAGUUGAUUUUUAAUCUGGGUUGCAUCUUUUGCAUAAAUUUUGGAAGAAAAAGCUUAGGCGAUUUGAGUUAUCUUAUGAUGUUUAUGCCAUGCGUGUAGCAGUGAUUCUUAUGAAGUGGUUUGUAAAGGAUUGCUAGUUUAUUCUUA